Messenger RNA from Paramecium tetraurelia, 861 nucleotides. RefSeq lists its product as uncharacterized. The transcript has 2 exons. NCBI's taxonomy places the organism in Eukaryota, Ciliophora, Oligohymenophorea, Peniculida, Parameciidae. The record is from RefSeq and is a predicted model, not a curated record.
AUGAAUGAGGAAAGAAUGUAAUUUGUUGAGUGGAAGAAUGAAAAAGCUAUGUUAUUACAAAAGAUACAAAUUUAGGAAAUGUAUAUACAAGAAGCAAAAGAAAGGGAGGAAAACCUGAAAAAGAUGAAUGAAAUCUUUAUCAAUACCUUAAAUUAACCUUAAAAUGAGAACAUAGUUUAAAAGUUCUAAAAGUCCUUUGAAUAGAGUGAAAUUGGAAAGCAAUAAUAAAUAAUAAAUACUUUGCAAAUUGAGAAUAAACUAUUAGAAAACAAAAUAUAAGAAAAAGAAAAUUAAAUAAAAGCAAUAAUGAAAAAUAAUGAAAAAGAAAUUGAGAGAUUAUAAAAUAAAAUUAUCGAGUUAGAAUAUCUAGUAAAUAACAAGGAAAAUUAUAAUUCUCAAAAUGAAUCUUAACUAAACUCGCAAUAUGAAGAUGAUAGAAUAUAUAUGAGUAGAAAAAGGAAUUAAAGCCCAUCCCAUCCUACUACCAGAAUAAGAACAACAUAGUAAUUACAAUAAUUAGCAAACAAUAAAUUUGAAGAAUAAAUCAUCACGAAGGAUUCGACAGAAAUUGGUGGGUUUUUGAAUAGAAUCAAUCCUCAUUUAGAGAAAUAGAUAAAAGAAAUUUAAAAUAAAUUAUACAAUACAAAAAAGAAAUUAACGACUACAACAGAGUAAGAAAGUUCAUUCAUUCGACAAUCAAUAUAAAAAAUAAAACACAGAUCCCGCAAUCAUUCAAUAUCUGUCAAUGAGACUGGAUUUUGUGACUAAAGAUCUAAUUGGGAUGAUUAAGUUGAAUACAAGACGAAUUAGACAAAUCAAACUAAUCAAUCAUUGAUGUACAAUGGUUUUAGAUUUUCUUGA